Messenger RNA from Elephantulus edwardii (Cape elephant shrew), 1539 nucleotides. It is a transcript of the gene ADGRG5, whose product is annotated as G protein-coupled receptor 114. Gene Ontology annotation, biological process: cell surface receptor signaling pathway; adenylate cyclase-activating G protein-coupled receptor signaling pathway. NCBI's taxonomy places the organism in Eukaryota, Metazoa, Chordata, Mammalia, Macroscelidea, Macroscelididae. The transcript is spliced from 10 exons. Gene Ontology annotation, molecular function: G protein-coupled receptor activity. Gene Ontology annotation, cellular component: membrane. Bases 1 to 1539 code for a protein of 512 amino acids. The record is from RefSeq and is a predicted model, not a curated record.
AUGGAGGGGGCUCUUUACCGGAAUGAAGGCGACGUGGACUUUCUCUUGGGCAGGGUCGGAAGCCAAAUCUGGAGGAUUCCCGCGCACAGAGAUGGAUCACGGUACAUCCGACAGCUGGAGGAGACCCUGCUGAAUGUCACCUUUGAGGGCUGCAACCUGACUGAGCAGUCGUCUCAGGCCAUCAUUCAGUCUCUGGCCUUCAAGCUUAACUGUGACUUUGCUGGCCUCUCGCUCAACAGUGCCACCUUCAGGCAGGCCCCUCAGGCCCGAGCCCCCCAUUCCAUGCAGUUCCCAGCUGAGCUGACCCAGAAGGCUUGCGAGGUCACCCCCAGGAAGCUGCGUCUCAUCUGCGUCUACUUCUACACUUCCUUCUUUUUCCAGGAUGUCUCCGGCUCCUCUCUGCUCAAUAACUAUGUCCUUGGUGCACGGCUGGACCACGGCCACGUGGACAACCUCAAAGAACCAAUCAACAUCAGCAUCUGGCACAACCGAAGCCUGGAAGGCUACAGACUGAUUUGUGCCUUCUGGGAGGAGGGAACCAGUGAGAAGCAGCGGGGGAGCUGGAGCCCCAGGGGCUGCCACACAGAACAGCCCUCACCUACCCAGGUGAUCUGCCAUUGUAACCACCUCAGCUACUUUGCUGUUCUCAUGCAACUCUCCCGGGACCCGAUCCCCGAAGAGCUGCUGCCCCCUCUGAGGUACAUCUCCCUCGUGGGCUGCAGCAUCUCCGUCACGGCCUCACUGUUCACCAUCCUGCUGCACUUCCGUUCCAGGAAGAAGAGUGACUCCAUAGCCCAGAUCCACGUGAACCUGCACGCCUCUGCCCUGCUCUUGAACUCCACCUUCCUGUUGAGCACCCUCCUGGCCAAACCGUCUGUGUCCGCGUCCGCGUGCACCGCACUGGCCGCCGUCCUGCAUUACGCGCUGCUGAGCUGCUUCACCUGGAUGGCCAUGGAAGGCUUCAACCUCUACCUUCUCUUCGUGCGUGUCUACAACGUCUACAUCCAUCGUUACGUGCUCAAGCUCUGUGCGGUGGGCUGGGGGGUCCCGGCUGUCCUGGUGCUGUUUAUCCUUGCUGUCCAGAGCUCAGUGUAUGGACUCCAUACGAUCCCACUCUCCAGCAGUUGGGGAAACAGCACAGCCUCCAAGAACACAUCCAUAUGCUGGGUGAAGAACCCCUCCGUGCACCACAUCCUGGUCAUGGGCUACAGUGGCCUCACGUCUCUUUUCAACCUGGUGGUGCUGGCCUGGGUGCUGCUGACCCUGCACAGGCUGCGGGCGCGGGAAGAGGUACUGAACCCCCGAGCCCGCAGCGACGUCGUCACCGUGCUGGGCCUCACCGUGCUGCUGGGCACCACCUGGGUCACCGGCUUCUUCUCCUUCAGUGUCUUCCUGGUACCUCAGCUCUUCCUCUUCACCAUCCUGAACUCCAUCUAUGGUUUCUUCCUCUUCCUGUGGUUCUGCUCCCAGAGGUACCACAGGGAGAUGCAGGUGACAACAGAGAUGGAGACUUUCAGCUCGUCCCAGAUGAUGCAGUAG